Molecule: messenger RNA, 736 nt
Organism: Paramecium primaurelia
Lineage: Eukaryota; Ciliophora; Oligohymenophorea; Peniculida; Parameciidae
Source: the annotation of a GenBank genome assembly
AUGAAAAGAUAAUUAGUAAGUUUUGUGGCUCGUUUUGUAAAACAACAUCCUUAUUUACAAGUUAAGACAUCUUUUUGCUAACAUGAACACGUAAGUUGUAUUUAAAGAGUUAGGGUUGCUUGUAUAAUGUUUUAGAGGGAUUAGUGAGAUCUUUUGGUAUAGCAUAUACUAUGAAGGCCCUUUUUGGUUUGAUUUCUGCUUUGUUAUCUAAAAAUAAGAAAAUUAGCAAAGGAAAUUUAAUUUUAGAAGCAUUUUUUGGAAUAGAUACAUUGAAAUUUGCAUCAUUUCCAACUGUUUAUUCAUUAAUACAAAAAACUAUAAUUUGUGGAUGUAGACAUAUAACACAGCAAGAUCUUAAAAUUAUGUCUUUUGUGUCAGGAUUUAGUGCUGGAUUUGUGAGCUUAAGUUUAAUCGAAGAAAGUAAGAGAAAGAAUUGGGCUUUGUAUUUGCUGACAAGAUCAAUGGAUACUAUGUUUAAUUCAUUAAUAAAUAAAAACAUAGUUGCAAAACGAAGCUAUUAUUACAUUAUAUUUAUGGGUAUUUUGAGAUAUAAGAUAAAUAGCAAUUGAGGUGUUGGUGACAGCUUAUGCAUUUGGUUGCGAAAAUGAUUGUUUAGAAGAUUAUAUGUUGAAAUUUUAUGCUAGAUUUGGUAAUGAAAAUCAAUGUGAAUUGGAUGAAAGGAAAUGUUGGCAUGAAAGAGUUAGAAGACAGUUCGAAAAUAAAUAAUGAUAUAAUA